This is a messenger RNA of Peronospora matthiolae, 330 nucleotides long. Lineage: Eukaryota; Oomycota; Peronosporomycetes; Peronosporales; Peronosporaceae. The record is from the annotation of a GenBank genome assembly.
AUGAGUCUAAAGAAGCGGUGGGCGCACUCGAGUGUAGCCAUCAUGUCGAGGAAGAACAACCGCCACAAGAUUAAGGCCCAGUAUGAGCUGGAGGUCGAGCGGGAGAAACAGCGCAAGGAGAAGCUCCUGAAGAAGCGCGAGCGGAAAGCGAGUGCGUUGAAGAGCAAAGGAGAGACUGUCGUGAAGAAAGUGUCGAACAAAGUGCUGAGGAGGAUGCGGAUCCGACAGAUGGAGCAGGAGGCGCGUGGAGAGAUGGAGGUUGACGACGAGACGGACGCGAAGAAGAAGCAGAAGAAGCGGAAGGCCGAUGAGAUGGAGACGGAGGAAUAG